AUGGCUGAUACUAACGAUGAUGAGUGGCUUUAUGGAAGUGGAGGUGAUAAUCCAACAUCUGAGGAUGGUGAUGAAGGCAAGCCUGAUGAAAUUGAGCUAGUAACAUCAGCAAAAAGUACAAAUAUUGAGAAAACAUUCGAAACAUUCGAUGAGCAUAAUUUUGAGGAAGCCGGAGAUCAUGAACAGCUCGUUGCAGAAGAUUCAAAAGACGGAAAUGAAGAAAGUCAGGAAGGUGAGGAUGAUGACAGUGACGAUGACGACGAUGAUGAUAUUAAUGUUGUUAUUGGAGACAUAAAAUCUGGUGGUACUUCAGCUUAUGUUAAAGGCUCACAAGAUCCCAAACAAAAACAGCCAGGAAGCAAAUUCAAUAUUGAGGAGUUUGAGAGUGUCGGCACGAUAAAUGGACAGCCUGCAUUCGAGUUUGCAAUUGAAAGUAUUGAAGAUAAACCUUGGAGAAAACCUGGAGCUGAUAUAACUGAUUAUUUCAAUUAUGGAUUUAAUGAAGAGACAUGGAGAUCGUAUUGUGAGAGACAAAAGAGAAUGAGAAUUCACGAGUCUGGCGUUGGAUUGGCUAGUCUUACAGCUGCUCAGAAUCCACAACAAGGCAAUUUAGGUGAUAUGAUCCGACCAAAUAUUAAUAUUGGAUUUAAGAGAUUAGGAGGACCUAGAUUACCAAAGCCACCGCAUAUAGGAACAAUUGAUGUUAUUGGAGCUCCUUCACAAAAUCCAAUACGUCCACCAGCACCUAGAGAGAAUAUUAUUCAAGUCAUGACUGCAGAUCGUCGUGAAUAUUCCAGAACUGUUGUUAAUCAGCCACAAAUGCCAAUGCAAUUUAAUGUACCGCCUGAAGAUUUCUAUCAUGAGGAGCCAGAGCAGUUUUAUGGCUAUGAGCCAACACAAGAUUCUCAAGGCUGGGAUAAUCAAGGAUGGGCACCAAGUGAAAUAAAAGAAUUAACUCCAAUGAAUCAACCACCUCCAAUGAAUCCAAUGCAAGGACCACCUUUAAAUAUUCCACCACCAAUGAUGGGUAAUAUGGGUGGACAUCGAAUGCCUAUGAUGCCUCCACAACAUUCUCCAAUUCCAUCAUUAAUUGGUAAUCAAAUGACAAUGCCAAUUAAACAAGAAAUGGAUGAUAAAAGGGAUAAUCGUAGAAUGGGAAAUAGAGAUUUCAGAGAUGAUCGUAGACGUGGUGAUGAUGAUAAUAGAAAAAGAAUGCGAUCCACAUCUCGAGAUCGUGAUCCAAGAAAAUCAGAAAGAUCCAGAGAUGAAAGACCUAGAGAUGAUAGAUCACGUUCAGACAGAGAUCGCUACGCAAGGGAACAAAGUAGUCGUUCUAGUAGAAGAUCAAAAUCGCGUGAAAGAAGUGACAGAACUAAACGUUCACGUAGUCGAGAUAAAAUGCGCUCAAAGUCAAAAGAUAGAAAAGCUGAUGAUAAGGAUCGAAGCAGAUCCGAUAAGUCAAAAAGGUCUAAAAAAGAAGAUUCAUAA
Molecule: messenger RNA, 1488 nt
Organism: Chironomus riparius
Lineage: Eukaryota; Metazoa; Arthropoda; Insecta; Diptera; Chironomidae
Source: the annotation of a GenBank genome assembly